Molecule: messenger RNA, 3231 nt
Organism: Plasmodium reichenowi
Lineage: Eukaryota; Apicomplexa; Aconoidasida; Haemosporida; Plasmodiidae
Exons: 14
Biological process (GO): mitotic sister chromatid segregation
Cellular component (GO): condensin complex; nucleus
Source: RefSeq, a predicted model, not a curated record
AUGAAUAAAGACAUAUUAGACAACAUAAAAGAACUACCUCAAUUUAAGCUACUAUGUAAAAAGAAGUCCGAUUUAUUAAAGUAUUUCGAAUCUUGUAACCGUAAUGAAUAUGAUGAAAUUUGGAUGACACUUCAUACAAGCUUAGUGGAGUAUAUAAGUGCUGAUAAUUUGAUUUAUGAUGAAGAAAAAUCAACAUUAUUAUUUAAGGAGGAAAAUAAUAGACAAUAUUUAUUGACAUCUAUAUUAUUUGUUUCAAUUUAUUUACAAUAUUUGCAUAAUAAGACACAAAAAAAAGGAAUAACAUUUGAAGAGGAUUUCCAAAUACUUUUCUGUAAACUAAUAGAAAUACAGUUCAUGCUAAGCGACAAAGAAGUGAGAUUAUCCUUCGGAAAAUGUCUUCUUACUAUAUGUGAAUUAAAUAUAAAGGAAAAUGAAUUUACAAAUAACGUCAAGAUAAAUCUUUUAUUAUACCUACUAUGGAAAUGUUGUCAUAUAGAAGGUAAAGGAACAGAUAUUACUAAAUUAAAGAAAUUCAAAGACUUUUGUAAGUACAUUAAUUGGGGCAUUUCUGAAAGAACCACUGAUUCCUUUUACAUUUUAUGUUCUUAUACAUUGAACCUUCCUAAAUUUUAUGAAACGUCUGAUGGAAAAAUAUUUUUAUCUCAUGUUUGGUCUCAGAAUGAAAGUAUAGCAUAUCAUCUUUUUAAUAAAUUUGUCCAUAACACGGCCGUUUUAGCUCAUAACCAUAUUUGUCAUUACUCAGAAAUUAUUUAUUCCACUUGGAGGAAUUGUUCAGAAGAUAUGAAAGAAACACUCUAUACUCAAAUAGAGUAUCUAGUAAACUUUUCUUUAAAAUGUCCAAUUAAAAUAGCUGCUCGUUUCAGGGACGUUCUUAGUAUAUUUCAUACAAAUAAAGGAGAUAAGGAUAUUAAUAGGUUGAUAUUUAAAAUAUACGACCCAGUGAUAUGGAGAAGUUUAAUGUGCCCCAAUUGGAAAAUUAGAUUUAACGCGACCUGCAUCUUUCAACUAAUAUAUCCUGUUGUUGACCCUGGAAUAAAAGAUAUUAAUUAUUUGGAAGAAAUGGAAAAAGCUUAUAACGCACUGUUGGAUUUAUCUGAAGACAAAAAUACUUAUGUGCUCCAAGCAACAGCCAAAUGUAUUUGUUAUAUUUUAAGUGAACUGUGGGAAAUAAUCAACCAUGAUAAAAGAAUGAAACUCAUAGAUAUUUUGAUAAAUAAAUUUUUAAAAGAGAAAUACAAUGAAUGUGUACGUGUUGAAGUAGUAUUAGGUUUUUGUGAAAUGUCAAAAAAUCCUAUGAUUCGUAAAAUAAUUCUAAAAAUAUUUGACAGAAUAAAAUAUCUUAUAAAUGAUAACUCUUUACGUGUCCGUAAAAAUUUUAUUAUGCUUAUAUUAAAUUUACAAGAUUAUUUGAAUGAUACAUUUUCAUAUGAUAUCGAUUUUAAUGAAUUAAUAAAAAAAUUAACAAAAGAUUUUAUUACAUUUAAUGUUCAAUCGUGUAUAAAAAAAAUGUCUUAUAUGAAAUAUGAAUAUCAUGAUAAAUUAAAAAAUAAGGAAAUGUAUGAAUAUUUAAAAUUAUCUACAAAUUUAAUAAGUUAUUCUAUAUGGAAAUGCGAUAUAAAAGAACAAGCAAUGAAAUGUAUUAAUUUAUUAAAUGAAUAUCCUGUUCUUAUGAUAUGCAUAAGUAAAUUUUCAACAAAUGUAAAUUUAAUUGAUAGGUAUAAAUUAUCAUCAGUACUUUUUGAAAUUACCAAUUCUAAAUUAAAAGAAGAAAAUAACUUCAUUAUGUUAAAUAAAACUAACCAAGAUAUACAAGAUAAACAAGAUAAACAUGAUAAACAAGAUAAACAUGAUAAACAAGAUAAACAAGAUAAACAUGAUAAACAAAAUAAACAAGAUAAAUAUUUAAUGAUGGAUAAAAAUUAUAAUAAAAAUGUCUAUAUAAAUAAUAACAUUAACAUAAUUUUAGAAUCCGAUUCAAAUCUUAAAAAGAGAUAUAUUAGAUAUUCCACUUUACUAAUAUGCAUAGCAAAUUUUUUAAAACCAAGAAAUGAAGAAGAAAUAGAAUUAUGCUACUCUGAAGAAAUUGAAGAAUUUCUUAAAAUGAAAUUCAAAGAAUUAUAUUUUGUUGAAAGUAUCAAUACUAUUAUGCAACCAUUCUAUUUUAAAGUUUUAAAGAAUAUCUAUUUAGAUUAUGAUAAUUAUUAUAUGAAUAUACAUAAAUAUAGUACAAAUCAAUUGAAUAAUUUAUAUACUAUGAAAAAUUUAUAUUUAUGUAAAACUAUUAUUAUUCCUUUAUUUUUUAAAUGGAAAUUAUUAAAUAUAUAUAUAAUUGAACAUUUAAAAUUUUUAAACAUAUCUAUGGAAUGUAUUAUUUAUAACAUAAAUAAAUGUAUAUCAAAUGUUCAUAGCCAAUAUUAUCAUCUAAAUAUUGAUAAACACACAUUUCAAGUUAUUCAACAAAAUGUUAUAGAAUUAAUAAAUAUACACAAAGGUUAUAAUAAUAAUACAAAUAACUUGUUAUCAUAUGUAAAAAACAAUAAUAUAUCAGAACAUAAAAAUAAUAUAAUUAUAAAACAAAAUAACAAUAAUAAUAAAAAUAAUGUAAAUACACAAAAUAGACAUAUACAUAUGUCCAAUAUAAUGCUUGAUUAUAAUGAACUAAAAGAUGCAAGUAUAAAUAAACAAAAAGAAUUGAAUUGCUUAAUUUUUUUGUCUCUUGUCGUUAAAAAAAAAAAAUAUCAUAAUAUAUUAUUUAAACCUUUUCCUUAUGUUAUAUAUAAUAUUAUUCAUAAAUUUAAUAAUUUCCUUCUUCAUAUUUUUCAUAAUAUUUCAUUACAUAACUUUGAAUUACCAUCAUAUUUUCUUUCAGCCUAUUAUAAAGGAGGGAAUAAAAAAAAGGAUUCGGAAAAUUUAAUUCUACUAAUAUUAUAUAAUAAAAAAGAAAUAAAAUUAUACAUACAUAUCUAUGUAUCUUUUUUUUUCCUUUUUCAUUCAUAUUGUACACAUAAUAAUAUUUUAUAUGAGUGGAAUGAUUUAAUACAAAAUACUUCAAAAUGUAUUGAACAUAUUAGUAAUAUUAAAUUUAAGAAUGAAAUACAAUUAAAAUUAUAUAAUGUAACAUCACGGGAACAUAUACAUAAUAAAGAUGAGCAACACAACAAAAUAAAAUGGGCAAAUUACACAAGCUCUAUUAUAUAUUUAAUCACGUAC